Molecule: messenger RNA, 495 nt
Organism: Funneliformis caledonium
Lineage: Eukaryota; Fungi; Glomeromycota; Glomeromycetes; Glomerales; Glomeraceae
Source: the annotation of a GenBank genome assembly
AUGAUCAAACAUCCCACACAACAAAUUCCAAGACCACAAUCAACUCCCAUACUAACGACGAGUGGUGACGGUAAUCCUUUACGUAAUACGGAAAGUUCAACGAUUGUAUCACAAGAAAGAGGACUACCCUAUCAUCGUCGUGAUACAUCAGGAUUUAAAAAAAUCAAAAUCAAUUGUUGCGGUACUGAUACGUGGUUAAAUGAUGAUAAUGAUCCUACAAAUUGUUUUUGGUGUGCCUUUGUUUUAAUUUUUGUUUUAAUUAUUGCAACUACUGGAUAUUUUAUACUAGACGCGGACAUAAAACAUCAAGAUGAGAUUCAAUAUUUUGAAGUAAAACCUUGCCCUCCUUCCGUUUCCCCAACUUGUCCACAAGAGGGAUCAUUGUGUCUACCUUGUUCACAAGGAGAGAGAUUAUGUAUGCAUCAUUUUGGAGAAUGUUUAAGGUAUUACUGCGUUUCACAGGAUUUGACUUGUGGAUUAAUGAACAUACAUUAA